AUGCCAGUAGACAUCUCAGAGACGAAGGAUUGGGAGGACUGGGAACACAUGAAUUUCGAAGCACAGACCGGAGUCGAGAUGCGGCCUUUCGCGGAUGAUCUGGUCGAAAUGUUCGUUGUGCGAAACCCAGAGCUGGAAGAAUACCAGGCUGUCUUCAAAAUGUUCCCCCAUCUGCAGGAGUACCAGCCCAGAGACCUGUUCUCGAAACAUCCGACGAAGAGGGGACUUUAUAAGUUUGCGGGUCGAAGCGACGACAUUGUGGCCUACUCGACAGGCGAGAAGUUUAAUCCAUCCACGGUUGAGAGCGUCAGCAUUACUGGUCGAGCCAUUCUGGAGAGCAUUUGGCCAAGUGUUGAAGCGCUCAACAAGGAUUGCCCAGGCUACGCCCAAAUCAUGCGGAACAUGAUUUUGGUGACCAAGCCGGAUCGCCCGAUGCCUAGAGCUGGGAAGGGAACGGUACAAAAGCGUGCCGCCAUCAAGUUACACGAAGCCGAGAUUGAUGCCUUGUACGAUGCGGUGGAGCACGUCCAAGCAAGCACUCUUGAUGACACCGCUGUCCUCGAUGGCGGUGGAAGCAACCUAGAAGACGACUUACUAGCCAUCGCUCGUAGCACGGGCGCGUUUGGUGAUGAUGUGUCAUUAGAUACGGAUCUGUUCGAUCUUGGCCUUGAUUCGCUUGGUGCGCUGCAGCUUGUACGUGCUGCGCAGAGCUUGUCCGCUCGCUACAACUUAGAGCGUAGCAUCGCAGCGGCGGACGUGUACCAACACCGGAAUCUACGAGAGAUUGCGAAGAGCCUGAAAGGCGAGCAAGGUGAUCAGAAACCUGCGGCAGAAGUCAUGCAAGAGUUGUACGAAAAGCUCACAGGAGACUUGACGAGCAAUGUCCGGCCGAUAGGGUACCCGAGACCAUCGGAGAAGGUGGUUCUGUUGACGGGAUCGACCGGCGGGCUGGGCUCAUAUCUUCUUCAUGAGCUCCUCGAGAAUCCAGACGUGGGCGAGAUUGUCUGUCUCGGACGAUCAGCAGACGCAGAGGCUCGGCAGCGUGCCUCUAUGGCCGAGAAAGGCUUGUCCACGGAGUUUGAUUCCGGAAAGGUUUCAUUCCUACAUGCUGAUCAGUCGGAGCCUCAAUUGGGUCUGGCACCUGAGGUAUAUCGUGGGCUGCUCGAGAAGGUCACUGACAUAAUCCACAAUGCGUGGCAGGUCAACUUCAACGCUACAUUGGCACAGAUGGAGCCGCAACUCUACGGUGUCCGUCGGUUCAUCGAUUUCGCCGCAGAGUCGCGACAUGGGGCCUUGAUCUUCUUUGUGUCGACCAUUGGUGCAGUAGGAGCUCUCAGGAAUGCAGAACACGGUGGCGAGGUGAUGGAAAACGUGGUAGAAGACUGGAACACCGCUGGGGGCCUGGGAUAUGGACAGUCCAAGCUUAUCGCCGAAAGAAUGCUCGAAGCUGCUGCGAAGAGGGCCAGGGUUCCAAGCGCCAUUUGUCGCGUGGGACAAGUAGCAGGCCCCACAACCGCCAAAGGUGUGUGGCAGAAGCAAGAAGCACUACCGAGCUUGAUCAUAUCGUCGAAAUACUUGGGCUGCUUGCCAGCGUCAAUGGGCUCCUUGGGUAUAGUGGACUGGAUCCCCGUGGACCUCAUUGCGCGAUCGAUGGUAGAGCUGUGCUUCGCUACAAGCCUCUCUGAAGAUCGUGCGCUCGUCUACCACACGGUCAACCCGCACAGGGCAACUUGGAAGGACUUUGUGCCCUUCUUGGAGAAGCGACUACAGUUGCGGACAGUGCAUUUCGCGUAA
Molecule: messenger RNA, 1794 nt
Organism: Fulvia fulva
Lineage: Eukaryota; Fungi; Ascomycota; Dothideomycetes; Mycosphaerellales; Mycosphaerellaceae
Product: Non-canonical non-ribosomal peptide synthetase FUB8
Exons: 2
Coding region: 1-1794 (597 amino acids)
Molecular function (GO): phosphopantetheine binding
Source: RefSeq, a predicted model, not a curated record